UCAGCUGUUUUGAAACAUUAACUAUGAAUCAAGUAUUCUACAUAACACUUGCCCUGUUGGUCCUCGGGCAUGCCAACACUGAGGACACGUCAGCAGACACGUGUGAGGCAGCAUCAGGACCGUGGGGCAUUCUGCUUGAGGAAUGGGCUACUCAGCCAACCAGUGAUGUUUCUUCGAGACACGGUCGAGUAAUGUCUCUACCAUCCACAAAAGGCUACUACGUGAUAGACCGCAUCGACAACCAGCUGAUACCUCCUCCACCCCCACCGCAGCCCCACCACAAGUACCACCCCGGGGCACCACAACCGUCCUCGCCGCAGUACUAUGAAGAGUGGCAGGCCACCCCGCCGCCGUCGCCCGCCGGUGGAAAAAUACUGAACCGACCACCGAACCCUCAUAAGGACAUGUUCAAGCCUAGUUAUGAGUAUCCGCCACCGUCCAUCAACCAGCCGAUUCCAGUCCACCCCCAGCAGCAUCCGCAGGCGCCGUCCCGACCGCACCGUCCGGCCGCUGACCGACUGGACGAGCAGCCGUCACAACCUCACAAGCACGUCACGGAGACGGACCUGUACCUACUGACAGCUAUAGAGAAAUUGGUAUUCCGAGUAGAUAUCAUGGAGAAGAGGCUCAGGAAGAUGGAGGAGACGAUGCAUUAUAUGGUCGCGGGGAAGGACACAAUACCAGAACCGUGUAAGGCGAAUUUCACACGAGUGGGCGGAACGUGUUACUAUUUCUCAUCGGACGCCGCAGACUGGAAGAGAGCCAAGUUGCACUGCGGGAAACUGCGCGGCAACCUGCUGGAGUUCGACACCGACGCUGAACGAAAGCAGCUGCUGUCCGCUAUGUUAUCUGAUAAGCGGCUCAGAGGUGACGACUGGUGGACCGGUGGCCUCAACCCUGGCCUUCUCUGGAUCUGGUCGCACUCUGUACAAGGAGUCCUUGGCAAUAUUACCACUACCACCAACUCUUCCCAAACACCCACCAUAGUAGGCGACGGUCGGUGUCUGGCGCUGACUUACGACCCUGCAGCCGUCACCUACAAGUACAGGGGACUCGACUGCGCGGAGAGACGUAGAUUCGUGUGCGAGAGAGAAGAGGACAAGGAAAGACUUAGCAAUGAGAUAGAGAGAGUCGCCAGACAGUUGAAGUUUACUGCCCACGGGCUGCGGAAAGCGAGGACUUCGUGGAACGAUAAUGGUGGAAGUGAUUAAUUUAGAUAAAAACUAUAUUUAUGAAGUAUUGAUUACAUUAGACGACCUCGGUGGUCUAGCGGU
Molecule: messenger RNA, 1274 nt
Organism: Achroia grisella
Lineage: Eukaryota; Metazoa; Arthropoda; Insecta; Lepidoptera; Pyralidae
Exons: 6
Coding region: 24-1211 (395 amino acids)
Source: RefSeq, a predicted model, not a curated record